This is a messenger RNA of Durio zibethinus, 791 nucleotides long. RefSeq names its product putative polygalacturonase At3g15720. The record is from RefSeq and is a predicted model, not a curated record. Lineage: Eukaryota; Viridiplantae; Streptophyta; Magnoliopsida; Malvales; Malvaceae. Gene Ontology annotation, biological process: carbohydrate metabolic process. Gene Ontology annotation, molecular function: polygalacturonase activity.
UGAACACUUCGAUGGCCUCUUCAUUCAAGGAUCUGGAGCCAUCAAUGGCCAAGGAACAAAAUGGUGGAAACUUUCUUGCAAACAUAACCAAAAACUUUGUCUCCAAAAAGCAACCGGUUUUUGUCAUGGCACACUCCAACAAUGUACAGAUUAGUGGCUUAACCUUUGAGGACAGUCCAAAAAUGCACGUUGCAUUUGAAAGGUCAACAUUGAUUUAUGCUACUAAACUUACAAUCAGAGCCCCAGAGGACAGCCCCAACACUGAUGGCAUUCACAUCCAACAUUCCACCAAUGUCUCUAUAGACCACUCAAUCAUCCAGACUGGUGAUGAUUGUAUAUCAAUCGGAGAUGGUUCAAAAUACCUUAAUAUUAGUAACAUCAACUGUGGUCCAGGUCACAGGAUUAGCAUUGGAAGUCUUGGAAUUAAAGGAAAAACUGAGGAAACGGAAUUUGGAGGACAUGGAUAUGCAAGAUACAUAAAAUUUGAACGUAUAAUAUCUUAUGGUGCAACUCGACCUACCAUUGUUGAUCAAUAUUAUUGUCCCCAUAAACAUUCAGCUGCGGAAGUAAGCAAUGUUGCCUAUAGUUACAUACAUGGAACAUCACAUAAAGAAAUUGCAAGGGAACUUGCAUGCAGUGAAUCAACUCCAUGCAAAAAUAUAACCAUGAAAGACAUAAAUUUGAGAAAUAAAAAUGAAGAAGAGAGCACUUCAUCAUAUUGUUUGAAUGUGGAAGGGUUUAGAAAUGCAAGAGUUAAUCCAAAUGUAUAUUGUUUACAACAAGAUGAAUAG